Messenger RNA from Penicillium odoratum, 750 nucleotides. It is a transcript of the gene pst2, whose product is annotated as putative NADH-quinone oxidoreductase Pst2. The transcript is spliced from 5 exons. Gene Ontology annotation, molecular function: FMN binding; NAD(P)H dehydrogenase (quinone) activity. The coding region runs from base 1 to 750 and encodes 249 amino acids. The record is from RefSeq and is a predicted model, not a curated record. Lineage: Eukaryota; Fungi; Ascomycota; Eurotiomycetes; Eurotiales; Aspergillaceae.
AUGGCUCCCAAGAUUGCUAUCGUCUUCUACUCGCUCUAUGGCCACAUCCAGAAGCUGGCUGAGGCCGAGAAGAAGGGUAUUGAGGCCGCUGGUGGCCAGGCCGACAUCUACCAGAUCGGCGAGACCCUCUCUGAGGAGGUUCUGACCAAGAUGCACGCUCCUGCCAAGUCCAGCUACCCCGUUGCCGAGCCCAACGACCUAUUGCAGUACGAUGCCGUUCUGUUUGGUAUCCCUACCCGCUACGGUAACUUCCCUGCUCAGUGGAAGACCUUCUGGGACGCUACCGGUUCCAUCUGGGCCACUGGUGGUUACUGGGGCAAGUACGCCGGUCUCUUCAUCUCCACUGGCACUCAAGGUGGUGGCCAGGAGUCUACUGCCAUCUCUACCAUGAGCACCCUCACUCACCACGGGUUCAUCUACGUUCCUUUGGGUUACAAGACCACCUUUGCCCAGCUGGCGAACUUGGAUGAGAUCCACGGUGGUAGCCCCUGGGGUGCUGGUACCUUUGCUGGUGCCGACGGUUCCCGCCAGCCCACCGCUCUUGAGCUGUCCAUUGCCGAGGCUCAGGGCAAGGCCUUCUACGAGACUGUUGCUAAGGCCAACCAUGGCGAGUCGAAGCCCGAGAUAUCGACCCCUGUUGCGAAGAAGACCGAGCAGCCCUCCCAGGGACAGCAGGGUACUCAGCCAGCUGUGAGGGAGAAGAGUAAUGAAGGACCAUGCGGCUUGCCCAAGAACUGCACUAUUCAAUGA